Messenger RNA from Salvelinus sp. IW2-2015, 5888 nucleotides. Lineage: Eukaryota; Metazoa; Chordata; Actinopteri; Salmoniformes; Salmonidae. The record is from RefSeq and is a predicted model, not a curated record.
AAUCUAUUUUGGUUUUACGCUGCUACAAGCCUGCACGAUAAUCCUUUUGCGAUUUUCCAUUUGUAUAGGCUAUAUUUUUCUCGUCAUUUGGGAUGUUUUGGAUUCCCUUUCUAAAAAGUUUGAGGCAUGAGACGUGGGAUUAUUUAUUUAUUUCUGGCUUCUUCGCGGCGCACAGAGUGGACAGGACUCAAAUUUUCCCCUGCGCGUCUGUGGUGAACUUGGAUUAGCGCGCUCUCUCCUCCACAUCUACUUUCUCUCUCCUAUCCUGUCCAACUCUCUCCUAAAAUAUGAUAGAUAUGUCACAGAUAUGACAUCAAUAACAACGACCACUUUUUGAAAUCGACUGAAAGAGAAGGGGUCUCACGGAAAAUGCAGAAGAGCGUGCGGUAUAAUGAGGGGCACGCUCUAUAUCUGUCGCUUGUCGCGCGCAAAGAGGGCACGAAACGCGGCAUCCUGAGCAAGAAGACGACGGAGAACAGUCGGUGGAAUGACAAGUACUUUGCUCUCUACCAGAAUGUGCUCUUUUACUUCGAGAACGACCAGAGCACACGGCCCUCCGGGAUUUACUUGCUGGAGGGGUGCACGUGCGAGAGGGUUCCCGCGCCCAAAGGCGCCACGGUCAGUAAGGACAUGGUGGACAAGCAGCAGCACUACUUCCUGGUGGUGUUUGGCCAUGACGGUCAGAAGCCUCUGGAGCUGCGGACGGAGGAGGAGUCAGACUGCAAUAAGUGGGUGGAGUAUAUCCAACAGGCCAGUUACUCUGACAUCAUCAUUGAGCGCGAGGUCCUGAUGCAGAAGUACAUCCACCUGGUCCAGAUCAUGGAGACAGAGAAGGUGGCGGCCAACCAGCUACGCACCCAGCUAGAGGACCAGGACACAGAGAUAGAGAGGCUGAAAGCAGAGAUCGUGCUGUUGAACAAGGCCAAGGAGAGGAUGCUGCCUUACCAGACCAACCAGGAGGAGGAGGACCCAGACAUUAAAAAGAUCAAAAAGGUCCAGAGUUUCAUGCGAGGCUGGCUGUGUCGGAGGAAGUGGAAAAUCAUCGUCCAGGACUACAUCUGUUCCCCCCACGCUGAGAACAUGAGGAAGAGGAACCACAUCGUGUUCAACAUGGUGGAGGCAGAGACCGAGUACGUCUGCCAGCUCUCUGUCCUGGUCAACUUCUUCCUCAGGCCGCUACGUAUGGCCGCCAGCUCCAAGAAACCUCCCAUCAGCCACGAUGACGUUAGCAGCAUCUUCCUCAACAGUGAGACCAUCAUGUUCCUCCAUGAGAUCUUUCAUCAGGGCCUGAAGGCUCGGAUAGCCAACUGGCCUACGCUGGUGCUGGCGGACCUGUUUGACAUUCUGCUGCCCAUGCUGAACAUCUACCAGGAGUUUGUGAGGAACCACCAGUACAGCCUGCAGGUGCUGGCCAACUGUAAACAGAACAGGGACUUGGACAAGCUGCUGAAGCAGUAUGAGGCGAACGCUGCCUGUGAGGGACGCAUGCUGGAGACCUUCCUCACCUACCCCAUGUUCCAGAUCCCUCGUUACAUCAUCACUCUCCAUGAGCUGCUGGCACACACGCCUCAUGAGCACGUGGAGCGCAAGAGCCUGGAGUUCGCCAAGUCCAAACUAGAGGAGCUGUCAAAGCUCUAUGAUCCAGUCCCAUCCAGCAGUGAACGGGGCAUGCUCAGUAAGGUCCGUCUGGGCUCUCUGUCCCUCAGGAAGGAAGGAGAACGACAGUGCUUCCUGUUUACGAAACACUUCCUUGUCUGCACACGCACCUCCGGGGGAAAGCUGCACCUGCUCAAGCAGGGUGGGGUGUUGUCCCUAAUAGAAUGUACCCUUGUAGAGGAGCUGGAUGCCAACGAUGAGGACUACAAUGCAGGAGGUCAGGGCUUCAACCACCUGGAGUUUAAAAUCGUGGUGGAACCCCCUGAUGGCCCCGCCUUCUCUGUCAUCCUAUUGGCUCCCUCCCGCCAGGAGAAAGCGGCCUGGACCAGUGACAUCAGUCAGUGUAUAGAUAAUAUCCGCUGUAAUGGCCUGAUGACCAGCGUAUUUGAGGAGAACUCUAAAGUAACUGUGCCGCACAUGAUCAAGUCGGACGCACGGCUGCACAAAGAUGAUGUGGACAUCUGCUUCAGCAAGACGCUCAACUCCUGCAAGGUCCCCCAGAUCCGCUACGCCAGCGUGGAGCGGCUGCUGGAGAGACUGACUGACCUGCGCUUCCUCUCUAUCGACUUCCUCAACACCUUCCUCCACACGUACAGGAUCUUUACUACCGCUGCUGUGGUCAUGGACAAACUGGCCGACAUAUACAAGAAACCUUUUACCUCUAUACCGGUCAGGUCUCUGGAGUUGUUCUUUGCCACCAACCAGGGGACGUGGGGAGGCGAGCACCUCAACAACAAAUCUCCCCGUCUCUGUCGCAAGUUCUCCUCUCCUCCUCCUCUCACCAUCCCCUCCCGCACCUCCUCCCCGGUUCACUCCCGCAAACUCUCCCUCUCCUCCCCGGUCUCCUCCAAGGCAGGAGUCCUAGACCUCUCCACCCCUUCCUCCUCUGCUGCUAACAUCCCCCGAGCUUGCCUCUCAAGCCCGGCCUUCAGGGUUUUCUCGCCUCCUCCCACCUCCACCGGGGCUCCAUCGGGGUUCUCGUCCCCCCUCCCACCUGCAGCGCGGGCUCCCAGCCUGCCAACAGUCCUGGGGUCUCCACCUCCCCUCCCACCACACAAAAGCCCUUCUAGAACUGAGCCGCCCCCCGGUUCACCGGAACCUGUCCCCCCAACGCCGGAAGAGGGAGGAGACAUGCCGCGCAUCGAUGCAUUCUGUGGAAAACUCAGACGCAGCAUCCGCAGGGCUGUUCUGGAGACGGUUUUCUCUGGAGAAGUUCCUCCAGAGUCUAACCCUCAAGUCAGCGAGGACCGCGUCCCCCUGACAGAGUCCCCCUGUCGCUCCCCCUCUACACCCAGACACAUGCGAUACAGACAGUCUGGAGGUUCCAGCGGGGAAAACAAUCGUGGUACUAUGUCACCAGCCUCAGCCUUCGCUAUUGCCACGGCAGCCGCCGGACACGGCAGUUUCAAUAAUAGUGAGAGGACUUGUGACAAGGAGUUUAUCAUCCGUAGAGCUGCUACCAACAGAGUCCUCAACGUACUGCGUCACUGGGUCUCCAAGCACUCACAGGACUUUGAGUUGAACAGUGAGCUGAAGGUGGGUGUAAUGACCCUUCUGGAGGAGGUGCUACGAGACCCAGACCUGCUGCCUCAAGAGAGGAAAGCCACCGGAAACAUUCUAAGUGCCCUUUCUCAAGAUGAACAAGAUGAUGCUCAACUCAGGAUAGAAGACAUCCUACAGACGGCGGAGUGUCCCAAAGCAGAGUGUUUUGAGUCUCUGUCUGCGAUGGAGCUGGCUGAACAGAUCACCCUGCUAGACCACAUUGUGUUCAGGAGCAUCCCUUACGAAGAGUUUCUGGGCCAGGGCUGGAUGAAGCUGGACAAGUCAGAGAGAACUCCAUACAUCAUGAAGACCAGUCAGCACUUUAACGAUAUGAGUAACCUGGUAGCGUCUCAGAUCAUUGCCCAUACAGACGUGGGCUCCAGGGCGAACUCCAUAGAGAAGUGGUUGGCGGUUGCUGAUAUCUGUCGCUGCCUUAACAACUAUAACGGAGUUCUAGAGAUCACCUCAGCUCUCAACCGUAGCGCCAUCUACAGGCUGAAGAAGACAUGGGCCAAAGUCUGCAAACAGACCAAGUCAUUGAUGGACAGGCUGCAGAAGACAGUGUCAUCAGAGGGCCGGUUCAAGAACCUGAGAGAAACCCUGAAAAACUGCAACCCUCCCUGUGUGCCCUAUCUGGGGAUGUAUCUGACUGACCUGGCCUUCAUCGAAGAGGGAACGCCCAACUUCACCGAGGAGGGACUCGUCAACUUCUCCAAGAUGAGGAUGAUGUCUCACAUCAUCAGAGAGAUCCGUCAGUUCCAGGGUGCGCCCUACAGGAUAGAGCACCAAGCCAAGGUAACUCAGUUCCUGCUGGAUAAGACUCUGGUGAUGGAUGAGGACACCUUGUAUGAGCUGUCCCUGAAGAUUGAACCCCGCAUCCCUCCUGGCUAAACACACAGAAACACCACCCAGUCGCUCUCAGUCCAGCUGCAUCAGACACUUAGUAAUUAGUUGGUAACAAUGGAACCAGUGGACGGGAGAGCCCUGAGAAUCACCCGGUUAAGGGUUCCUGUUACUUUAUCAGCAUUGCCAAUGAUUAUGCUUAAGAACUCUGGUGAAGAUGUGCCUUGCUUGUAAAUAUGUACAUAUCAAGAUUUAGUAAUAAACUGUAAAGUGUGUUUAUAACAUGUUAUAAUGAUUUCCUGAUGAUCUUGCAUGCAUUUCCAUGUAUACAUUUACAUUGCUCUGAAAAAGGCUCAAGUAGAACCAAGGUAGAUUCUGGUUUGGCUGUGACUGAUUAUGAGAGAGAUGUCUAGCUUGCCAGACUAAUGGCAGCUGUGGGCAGACUAGUGGGGAGGAACAGUGGCGGUCACUAUAUUGCCCUCUACUGGUGAACUGGUGAAAGUCAGCCUCAUAUCAAAUAGUGAUAACAUUCCCCAAAGGUUUUUGCACUUCCUUGAAGACAUCUCCAUGGGUCCACCGGAACCCGAAUACCCGAGACCCGACCGGGUUCAAAAUUCUAUAUUUUCCUUCGGGUCCGGGUCGUGUCCUGUCUGAUUGUCAUCGGGUCUCCGGUCUAUUUAACUACAGCUGAUAGACUAGAGUGGACCCGAAUGGACCCGACCACGGCUCUGCAUAGCCUAUAGCAUAUUUAUUAUACGUUAAUAAGGUGAAUUUAUUGACUUACAGAAGGCCUAGCCAACAUAUAAAAACCUAUUUGUUAACCAGAAGACCAACUUGGAUGAUAAAAAAAAUUGUCACUCGGGUCCAAUCGAGUCUAUCUGUGUCUGUUGAACAAUUACCUGAUUGGUUCUGGCCUUGUUCCUGUUGACACACACACUGAUGAUGUAAGCAUGGACUUUACAUCCUGUCAUUUAGCAUGUUCAUUUAUUUACUUAUUUAUUAAGCAUUUUAAACAUUGUUUUACUUCUGUCUAUUGUUGUAUUCACACUGGGCACAGACAUCAAUUCAACAUGUAUUCCACAUUGGUUCAACCAGUGUGUUCCCCGUGGGUUCUCUGUAUAAAGGUUUUAAACUGUUAUUUGUGACAAGAAACAUUUUAAGAAGAUAUUCGCAUAUGAGGAGCCACUUUUCUCAACCGUGUAAUUAUGCACAAUCUAAUAUACUGUAGCUAAUUCUCCCCAGAGCCAGACAGUGUAUAGAGAAUAUACAUGUACGGCUUUACCUUUGCCAGUCCUGACCCAAAUCGCAGUUUCAGAAAUGUUCUUCAAUUAAGUGUAACAUGUCUGUUUUGCGAAUGACAACAUUCAAGUAAAGGGACUUGACCCAAGCGGUCGUUACAGUUUACUUACAACUUGUGUCUGAAUAUUUCUCAAUGUUGUAGUUUAUGUCUGGAUGUGUUUAUUUAUUAGUAUUUGUUCGAUUUUUAUCUGAUUACUUGUUAAACAGUAUUAUUGGAAAUCUUGCGCUAUUGAUUUGUAAAGUAUGUCAAUAGAUGUGUAACUUCUUGGAGCUUUUGGAUCGUUAAAGCGGUAGAGCACUUUUCUCUUUCUUUACAGUGUUGUUCUUCAGAUAACUGCUUUUCCCAGACUGCUUCCGUUUUCUACAGUCCUGAAUGGCAGGAAUCUUUCUCACAUCCAGAUAGUAUCCACAGUCCUGCUUUUAUACCUGACCAUGUACUUUGUUAUAAAAACUGUUGUUUAACCGCUGUAUUUUUUCCAUGCACUUCCUUAGAGAAUGUACAGAUUUACACUCCUGGCUUGUAAAUAAAAUAAAAUUUGUUAAUGUCA